Acanthosepion pharaonis is the source of this 552-nucleotide messenger RNA. Lineage: Eukaryota; Metazoa; Mollusca; Cephalopoda; Sepiida; Sepiidae. The record is from the annotation of a GenBank genome assembly.
AUGGACGAGGCACAGUAUGGAAUAACGAAUAAUGUCUUCAUAUCUAUCUACAUAUUUAUCUAUGAAUUUCAUGAAUUUUCUAUCAGUCCUUAUCUAUCUCAGACUGUUUAUAUCUAUGUCUAUUCAUAUAUAUCUAUUCCUCUAUCUCAGUUCAUAUCUAUCUAUCUAGCUAUCUAUCUAUCUAUAUAUUCCGUAUCUAUCUAUGAAUCUAUCUAUCAGUUUCUUUUCAUAUCUAUCAUUUUCAGUCUAUUCAUAUUGUAUUCAUAUCUAUCAAUGUAUCUAUCUAUCUAUCUAUCUAUCUAUCUAUCUGACAGUUUCUGUUCAUAUCUAUCUAUAUUUCAGUCUAUUCACUUCUAUUUUAGUCCAUAUCUAUCUAAGAAUCUACCUGUCAGUUUCUUUUCAUAUCUAUCUCUUCAUAUCUAUUUACCUGGGUACCUAUCUAUUUAUCUAUCAUGUAUUCAUAUCUAUCUAUCUAUCUAUCUAUCUAUCUAUCUCAGUUCGUAUCAAUGUCUAUACUGCGCUAAUGAACCAACCCAGCCGCUUAACUAUUGA